GUUCUUUCCUGUGCCUUUAAAAAGCAAAAUUAGGUUUUCAGUUGAAAGUGAAGUGUUCCAAAGUAAAUUGACUAAAUUAAACUCAAUUUUGGCCUUUAGGCACAGUAGACCUCCCUCCUCCCUGUGUUCUUCAGAUUCUUUACUGUCCUGACACGUCCCUUUCAGUACAGGGCUGAUCCAAUGUUCAAGAAAUCCCUGCCCAAAUGGCCACUAAAUGUUUCCGUCUCAUUGCAUAUCUCCUCCCAUAGUUUCAUGAGAUUUGUAUGUAAAUGGUUGGAAUUUCUAUAGCGCCUUUAUCCAAAGCGCUGUACAAUUGAUGCUUCUCAUUCACUCAUUCAUACACACUCACACACCAACAGCGAUUGGCUGCCAUGCAAGGCACCAACCCACUCGUCAGGAGCAUUUAGGGGGUUAGGUGUCUUGCUCAGGGACACUUUGACACAGCCCGGGCAGGGGAUCGAACCGGCAACCCUCCGACUGCCAGACGACUGCUCUUACUGCCUGAGCCAAUGAGACGACUGCUCUUACUGCCUGAGCCAAUGAGACGACUGCUCUUACUGCCUGAGCCAAUGAGACGACUGCUCUUACUGCCUGAGGCAUGUCACCCCAAUAUAGAAGUAUGUAGAGAUUCUUCAUAGAGAGACUUGUAGUACAAGCUAUGGACUUUACUUUUAAUAGAUAUUUUAUGAAUGUGUAGUGGAUGCAUCCCUCUGUGACAAUUUAUGGUUAUUUCCACUACUUCCAGCUGUGGUACAGUCACUUUAAGCUAAGCGGGCCGAUAUAUCAAUGAACUGGCACCUUAUGUUUUCGUAAACACUAGAAUGGGGCAGACCGUGAUUCUCUGACUCGGGGGACUGACAAUUUGACAGUGCAGCACAAUUCAUUCAUGAAUAAUUGGGCACGAGAGGGAAGCGAUCGGCUUGUUGUCAGAAGGAUGACGUCUUGGACCUGGACGUGUUUCGGUUGCACUGGGCACGACACAGAUAAACUGCCAAUUAGGCACCGCGAGGGGGAUUCUGCGUGUUAAGACAGAGCGCCGUCGCCUUUUCCGCCGGCAUUCAGCGUUGAGAGCCAGUGCAUUGAGCGCUAGACCUUCCUCGCGUGGGUGCCUACCCAAUGAGGCUGAGAUCAUUUUCACAGUUAUAUUGUCCGCUAAUGCUGAUUUCAGUGCAGAUAUGCUUCAGGGAAUUUCACAUGGCCUGAAAUAUGAUCCCAGUGCACCCCGCAAGGGCCUGGCUGUUCUGUUGAAAAGGAACAGGUUGCCAUGGUUUCUCUAAUGGCUGUUUCGUUCCAGGUGGCCUCCAAGCCGUGACCAUGUUAGCCAAGCAGGGGAGGCAGGGGAGGCAGUGGAAGUCCAUGUGCAAGGGGCUGGUCCUGGGCACCCUCCUGACCAGCUGCAUGAUCCUGCUCUACUGCCUGUCUACUCCCCAGGUCCAAAUCGAUGUGCCAGAGGUCCCAGUGCCCUACUCCUGUGCUCACCGGCCAGCACGAGCACACGCUUGGGCGCUGCCCGUAUCAAACAGCUCCCAGAAUGCCGCGGGGCAGUCUGGAACGUGCACGUCGAAGGUGGACAUCAUGUUCAUGAAGACCCACAAGACAGCCAGUAGCACCUUCAUCAACAUCCUCUUCCGCUUCGGGGAGAAGCACCGGCUGAAGUUCGCCUUCCCCGACAGCCGCAACGACUUCUUCUACCCCUCCCCGUUCCAGCGGUCGCAGGUGAAGGACUACCGGCCCGGCAUGUGCUUCAACAUCAUCUGCAACCACAUGCGCUUCGACGAGGCGGAGGUGGCCAAGCUGCUGCCCGCCGACACCGCCUACAUCACCAUCCUGCGGGACCCCGCCGAGCUCUUCGAGUCCUCCUUCCACUACUUCGGCCGCCUGGCGCCCUUCACCUGGAAGAUCGCCGGCGAGGACAAGCUCUCCGAGUUCCUGCAGGACCCCGCUCGCUACUACGACCCGGAAGGCUACAACUCCUUCUACCUCAAGAACCUGCUGUUCUUCGACUUCGGCCACGACAACAACCUGGAGCCCGGCGACCCGCGCGUGGACGAGAGCCUCCGCGCCAUCGAGCGCCGGUUCCAGCUGGUCAUGCUGGUGGAGCACUUCGAGGAGUCCCUCAUCCUGCUCAAGGACACCCUCUGCUGGGAGAUGGACGACCUGCUCUUCUUCAAGCUCAACGCCCGGAAGGGCUCCACCGUCUCCAAGCUGACGCCCGAGCUCAAGGCCAGGGCGCUGCAGUGGAACGGGGUGGACCGGAGGCUGUACCAGCACUUCAACGCCACCUUCUGGCGGAAGGUGGAGGCUUACGGCCGGGAGCGCAUGGCCCGGGACGUGGAGGAGCUCCGCAGGAGGAACGAGGAGAUGGCGGCCAUCUGCAUCGACGGCGGGCGGGCAGUGGAGGCCGCCAGCAUCCAGGAGACGGCCAUGCAGCCCUGGCAGCCCAUCGGGGAGAAGUCCAUCAUGGGCUACAACCUCAAGAAGAACAUUGACAAGAGACAUCGCAAGCUGUGCCGCAAGAUGCUCACGCCGGAGCUCCAGUACCUGACAGAGCUGGGGGUCAACCUGUGGAUAACCAAACUCUGGGGUCGCGUCAGAGACAUCAUCAACUGGUAGCCACUCCUACUGUGCCAAGGACCAAGCAAGAGCCAUGAGAGAACCACAAAGGAAGUCAGAGCGAUGGGAAUAAGGACUAAUCUCUUUGGUAGAUGUCCAGCAAAGGACCCUUACGAGCGCUUCAGCUUUAGGACAGACUAAAGCUUUGCAAGCUCUCGGUCCGGCUGUUUGGGACAUGAUGGUUUGCACCCAUUAACUGCACAGGAUUUUAAGUGGAACAGACUCCUCAUUAUGGGCCUCGGAGCUUGUAGUCAUCCUGACAGUAUUGUACCGACUCUUCCCUCAUGAACAAUGCUGUUUGCACAAUGCCUUUUAUAAAAUAGGUGCCCGGGAAAUGGCACAGAGUCCUCACUGUUAUUCUAAAUAAACCCUUUCUUAGACUGUGAUCUUCCCUUUUGUGUGUGCCUUACAAUUUCUGUUAUCAGGAGAUAAAAGCACUGGCAUGUUUUUAUAGAGGCAUUAUGUGGCAGAAAAUGACUGGUCAGUCCAUUUUUUCCUUUAUAGUCACUGCAUUGCGCAGAGUUUGUGUUUAAUUGAUGUUUUGAUUGGAUUACUGAAUAAAUAUUUGCAACGUAUUAAAAAACAACAAACCACUCAUUCAAGAUCUGCUCAGUUUAUACUUCCAGAUGUCUUUUUGUUUUCAUUUCACCUGACCACGAGUUGGCCACUAAUCUGUGUGAAAAAGUCAUGCAGACCACCACUGAUACUAAGCAGCAAAUGUUACUGUUCCUUAUGAGAACUCACAUGCCCCUGAUGUGUACUUUCAAAAUGAAGGUGCAUAUGUGUUUCACAGUUUUUUUGUUUUUUUUAAAGCAAAUAAAGAGAGUUAUUUUGCAAGAGAAA
Conger conger (European conger) is the source of this 3456-nucleotide messenger RNA. RefSeq names its product galactose-3-O-sulfotransferase 1a (gene gal3st1a). The coding region runs from base 1315 to 2613 and encodes 432 amino acids. Gene Ontology annotation, molecular function: galactosylceramide sulfotransferase activity. NCBI's taxonomy places the organism in Eukaryota, Metazoa, Chordata, Actinopteri, Anguilliformes, Congridae. Gene Ontology annotation, biological process: galactosylceramide biosynthetic process; myelination. The transcript is spliced from 2 exons. The record is from RefSeq and is a predicted model, not a curated record. Gene Ontology annotation, cellular component: membrane.